AUGACUCUGGAGGCGGCUUUCCGAGACAGGCGCGGAAGAUCUCGCUGCCUGCAGCCGUCGGCACCAGUGGUUUUGGCAUUGGUACUUUCCCUUCUUUGGGGUUUGUUUGCCUCAAGUGCUUCAGCAUUAGAUCCUCCGCAAUUGAAAUUAGAUCAGAAUCACUCUUCGCCGUCUCUGGAGAUCCCUGUGGCGACAGAUCUGCCGCUGAACAGCGCUCCGAUUGCCGCGGCCACAGGCGCAGCAGCAGCAGCAGCAGCAGCAGCAGCAGCAGCACCCGACGCAUGGCCACGAACAGCAGAUGGAUUUGCCUUCCGAAUCAAAAGAAAACCAAGACCAUAUUUUCCCGCACUCGGGGCAUUUGUCCUCGGCGUCAUCCUCGCCAGUCUCCUGCUGAGGAUCAGCAGCAGAAAGGAGGUGAGAGCGCAGCAGAUGCAGCAGCAGCGCCCGCAGGCUGAGAAGCAGCAGCAGCAGCAGACGCAGCGCGAGCAGCAGCAGAAGCAGCAGCAACGAACGCGCCUGCCCCUAUGCCAGAAGACAGACUGCUGGGCUUAA
Molecule: messenger RNA, 552 nt
Organism: Eimeria necatrix
Lineage: Eukaryota; Apicomplexa; Conoidasida; Eucoccidiorida; Eimeriidae
Exons: 1
Coding region: 1-552 (183 amino acids)
Source: RefSeq, a predicted model, not a curated record